Molecule: messenger RNA, 2169 nt
Organism: Onthophagus taurus
Lineage: Eukaryota; Metazoa; Arthropoda; Insecta; Coleoptera; Scarabaeidae
Source: RefSeq, a predicted model, not a curated record
CAACAAUUAAAAGAAUUCAUCUAUAUAGUACAAAAUAACGUUUUGGAUAAGUACGUUUUACAAAUAUGCGAAUUACUUUGUCCGUUAUAUGUAGACAUCGAUCAAAAAUUACGCCGAGAAGCUAUAACUUUAACGCAUCAUUUAAUUAAAUUGGUUAAAAGUGUUGGAAUUGAGCCCCACAUAAACAGAAUUGUAUCAUAUUUAUGUUGCAUGAUGACUCAUCUUAACGAAAACGUCCAAGAAGACUCUUUACGACUGUUCGAUGUUUUAAUCCAAUCGAUUCCUGGAUUAUUAGCAACAAGAUGUGAUAAAAUCAUCCAAAAUUUUGUUUUAUUAAUUUCGAAAAUUAAAAUUAACGCGAAUGAUAAAUCAAUGUUGCAAACUACGAUUAAAAAUAAACGAACAAGUGUUGAAUGGCGUUUAAUGGUUUUAACAAGAUUUAACGAGUUUUUAGGGGUGAUUUUAACCAGGAAGAAACAAGAAAAUGUAAUCGAUAUAGUACCAAUUAAUAUUAUUAAAGUGGAAAGGCAAAGAAUUAGUGCUCCGAUUUAUUAUAAAAAGGAAGAAAUUGAUAUUUAUCGUGAUGAUAUCAAUGUUGAUGUUUGGUUGGAUGAUUGUGUUAAGGAUGUUUUGGUGUUAUUAAAAGGGAUUUGGUUGGAAGUUCAACCUAGUAAUAAGCAUUCCAUUCAAUCAGCGCAAUUAUUUUGUACUGUGAUUAAUAACGAGGUUUUAAACAUUUUGCAUUGCAUUUUGAGUAUAAUUAGUUCCUUUUAUGAGUUGAUGGUGAUUAAAACUCAAGAAAAUCAAGAGAUUAAAAUUCAAAACGAGAUAUUUUUAAAAACUUCCAAAGAAAUCGUAAACUUAAUCUUCGAAAGCUUUCCAUUUUCGAAACAAAAUAAUAGGAGUAUGAUCGAUUCGAAAUGUUUCGAUGAAAAUUUAACGCUUUGUUAUUUAUUUUUUGCAUUCUCCGGUAACGAUUACAACAAAAAAUUGGUCGAGCAAGCCUUAACUUAUUUAAACGUUUGUUUGGUGAAUAGAAAUUACGUUCCGCACGAAAAAUCGCAAUUUUUAUUGAAAGCAUUAAAACAAUUCUACGAGAAUAACCUCAAAGCUUGGAAAAAACACAAUCAGCAAGAUUUGAACGGUUUUGUUAAUAACACGGCGAAAUACUACAUUAAUAAUAACCUACAAGAAAACGGGGUGGAAAUUUUCAAAUUUUUAUGCGAAAAUAUCGAUUCGAUUGAGGGAAUUUUCUUUGAGGUGGUUCGAAAAGCUUGUAAAUCAUUGAUUGGUCCUAAAAUUGGUAUGGAGAUGUUUAAAUCAAUUAGAAUUUUGCUGUUGCGGAGAAUAAACGAAGUUGAAAUUGUUCUUUCUUUGUUAUUACCCGAGAUAUUAAAUAAUUUAAGUAGGAUUGAAUUUGAAGGGAUCGAACAUGCAAGUUUAAAAGAAGCCAGGAUUUUGAGUUUGUUUAAGAGCGUUCCAUUGAACGUCAAAAACCACCGGGUUUUAGAAGAAUUCAGUAAAUUAUCAGAAAACAAUAAGAAACUUGUUAAUAAUUUUUUUGAGAAUGAGUUAAAAUGUUAACAACAAUGAUUUUAUUGAUUAAAUUGUGUUUAUCUUGUAAGAAUAUAGUAAUAGCUACCAAAAACUUAUCUUUUAGGAUCAACAUGAUUUCAUUAAGUUAAGUAAAGUCGAAUUUGACUUGUUUAUAAAGGAAGGGAGUGUAUUUAUAACAAUUUCAAUACCCCUAUUGUUAUUAUUUUUAUUCUAUGUCCCAAAAAAUGUUCUUAUCUUUUUUACAAACGAAUUAUUUAAAUAAUCAUAUUUUGACAAGUUCAUUUUAGCGCCAUCUAAUUUUAUUUCGAUGAAUUUUGACAUUUAUCUAAUUCAUUAUUUUUAUUACAUAUUUAAAUUAUUGUUAAAUUUUGUUUUUUAACAAAUAUUAGUAACAUAUGUAAACAAGGGUUUUGUAUUUACUGUUUUGACAUUUGCGAUUACAGGAAACUGUAAAAUAUGUUGGUAAAUCAUCAUUAGGAUUAUUUCCUCUAAAGAAAUGGGUUACUUUUCGUUCUUGUGUCCAAAUUUAUGCAUGCAUAUCAUUAUACAAAAAUAAACUUGUAAUUAUUAUAUUUUGACUAUAAAAAAUAAAUAAAAAAAGAAAUACAAGUU